This is a messenger RNA of Uranotaenia lowii, 3532 nucleotides long. RefSeq names its product calsyntenin-1 (gene Cals). The record is from RefSeq and is a predicted model, not a curated record. The coding region runs from base 313 to 3255 and encodes 980 amino acids. Gene Ontology annotation, biological process: positive regulation of synaptic transmission; homophilic cell-cell adhesion; positive regulation of synapse assembly. The transcript is spliced from 8 exons. Gene Ontology annotation, molecular function: amyloid-beta binding; X11-like protein binding; calcium ion binding. Gene Ontology annotation, cellular component: cell surface; postsynaptic membrane. Lineage: Eukaryota; Metazoa; Arthropoda; Insecta; Diptera; Culicidae.
UGCCGUGCGGUUUGUUCCGUGUUUUCGCUUGCCAGCAGGAGGCUAAUUCCUUCUUUAGCGGUGCGUAUCGAUUCUAAACAAAGUGCAAACUGUUCGCCGGUGCUUCAGUGCAGGUGCACUUUUGAUUUUGAGGAAGUUACAAGUGCUUUUUCAAGGUUAAUUCAUGAAAAUAAUCAUGAGAUUAUGUGCUUGAAAAGUGGAUAAAAUAAAAAUAAGAAAUCAUUUGAAAUAAGUGAAUCGCCAUAGGAGAAAGUCCAGUGCGUUGUGUUGUGGAACGAAAAGGACACGUUCGGAUAACGAAAAACCGUGAAAAUGGUUGUAAUGAAAGGGAUUUACUUGGCCGUGAUCGUUCUAGUGGCUAGCAGCAGUUUCUACAGCAACCAAGUGAAGGGAGAACAGGAGGACGAUGAUGAUUAUUACGACUCAAGAGAGCGAGUCCUGGAGACAUCGUAUCAUGGGCUUAUCAAAGAAAACGAAACAUUCGUUGAAAUCACGCCUCUGAUUAAAGUCGAUGAAACAAAAAUCUGCGGCUUCCACAUAAUCAAGAAAAAUAAAGAAAUCCCGUUCCAGAUCGAGCUAGUGAACGAACUGGGCAUUCUGAAGGCGAAGAAAUCGCUGAAUUGCGAAAAGCGCAAAAACUACAAAUUCGACAUUACGGCGGUUUUUUGCGAUGGAUCGCACUCCAAGAGCGCAAACGUUCACAUCUCGGUGAUUGACAUCAAUGAAUAUUCGCCAACAUUCCUACAGCCAUCGUACGUCACAGAGGUGGACGAAGGACGUUUGUAUCAGGAAAUCAUCCGUGUGGAAGCGACAGACAAAGAUUGCACGCCACUGUUCGGCGAUGUGUGCAAGUAUGAGAUUCUCACCAGUGACCAGCCAUUUACGAUCGAUAAUGAGGGCUCAAUCCGGAACACGGAGCCGCUGUCCCACAAAGCAUCGCACAACCAUAUUCUAUCGGUGGUGGCCUACGAUUGUGCUAUGAAACAAUCUGCCCCGGUUAUGGUCAACAUCCGUGUCAGGCGAGUGUGCGAGGCCCACGUCAUGGGAGUGGCCGAACGCAUCGAUUACAUUGCCAACUCAAUGGAAAGUGUAUCACUGUUCCCCAAGAUUCACCUCGAACUGUGUGAUAUGCAGUGCAAGGGGGAGGAUAUGGUUAUCCAAUCUUCGGUGUCACUCAAGACUAAGCAUAUCUCUUUCGGAUGCGAUCGAGACGCCAGUCAGUGUCUGAAGAAGCUCAGUGAAGAGGAACGAAUCGAAAGUGGCUUGGUGGAUUUACUUCAGAAAAAUACAGAUUGGACCAAGGAUUUAGUAUACGAUGAAGGCAGUGAGUCUAUCUUCCAUUUUGAUGGAAGCUCAGGAGCAGUAAUUCCGAGAAGUCUUUUGAAAUCAGAAGAUUUUGCUGCGCAUUCGUUCAGCAUCAUGACAAUGUUCAGGCACCACAGUAUUGCAUCUAAUGAUAAACACAGCAAGGAACAUAUUAUUUGCAGUGCCGACGACCAUAAAAUGAACCGUCAUCAUAUGGCACUUUUUGUUAGAAAUUGUAGACUUAUUCUUUUGUUGCGCAAAAAUUUCAACGAUGGGGAUUUGAACAUUUUCAGCCCUGCCGAAUGGCGUUGGAAGAUUCCACAGGUUUGUGAUAACGAAUGGCAUCAAUACACAAUCAAUGUUGAUCUUCCGAAAAUUGACCUCUACAUCGAUGGUGUCAAAUUCGAAAGCAACGUUGAAGAUCGCCACAGUAAUCCAGAAGUCAUUGAUGAUUGGCCUCUGCAUGCAGCCCAUGGAAUUAAUACUACGCUUACAAUUGGAGCUUGUUAUCAGGGUUCUGAAAAUAGAUUAAAACAUGGUUUCAGUGGAGAUAUUUCUGAAAUUAAACUGUCACUUAAAAAGGUUCUAACGCCAAAUCAAAUUCGGUGUGGAACUGACUGUUCCGAAAAGCUUCUACCUCCAGCAGAUCACUAUCUAGAACCAGAACAGCAAAUCCAAUCCAACACGCAAAUGAAUAAAAUAAUUAUUGAAGGCAGUAACAAAAGUAACAUUGAACAGCUAUUGCAACAAAUCCAAUAUAUCAACAACAAAGAAAAUCCAACAAUAGGCCGCCGCAACAUUCAAAUUAUGACUACAGUGAGUUGCCCAAACAAAAAAGCUAUCCGAUUGCCCACAAUUGAUACUUAUAUCAUGAUCACGUCUCCUUCUAAUUCAUCAACAAUGGCAACUGCAUCUCCAAUGUACCAGAAAAUUCUCGUCGAUAAACCUCUGACCAUUGACCAAAAGCCACAAAUUGUAAUUACCGGAAACUCUAACCAUCUGGUAUCUUAUCCCGAUAUCAAAGAUGGAGUUAAAAUUCUUGCACAAGUUAACAUCAGCAUCUACACGGGCAAAGAAAUCCGUCCAUCUUUACAAAAGUUAGACUCUUGCAAUGUUAACGUUUUUCCAAGUCUAAAUCCCGACCAUGAAGAGAUAACUGUAGAUGACAAGGAUGGAACCGAUGAAUCUCUGUUCAAGUUCGACAUCAAAACCAAAAUCAGCAAAGACGGUGUCGAAAUGAUUGGCUACGACACUAUCGAAAACUAUCAGUACAUCAUGAAAUCCUUGGUGUAUAUCAACAAAAAGCCUGCUUACUAUCUAAACCGGGUAUUCAAGCUUACCUGUUCACAAGUGGAUGAUCAUUUCCGGAGCGCCGAAUAUACACUCACAUUAACGGUGCUUCAUCCAAAGCAGCAACCGACACCUUCGUCAACUCUGAUGGCCGUGCCUUCAGUGCUGUCAACUGCCUCAAAUGAUGGUCAAGCACAUUCGAGCAUCGCCGUAGCAGCCGAUUCGCAUGAUGCAAACCAGUAUGCCCAUGCGAUGCUCCAUUCGCACGACAUCCAGGAGUCGCAGUCUAAGGUUCACAACAUAGCGCACGAGAAGGCCCAAUUGGCGUCGUCUCAUUCGACCAUGUUGAUCGUGGUCAUAUGUGCGUCGUUUGUGUUACUGAUCUGCGGCGUCGGGAUCGCUCGCCUGCGGAACAAUGGCGGCAGCAGCAGUAGCCAUUCCCGAAAUCUAGACAAGCACCAGCCUUGUCCCAAGGUGGCUCCAGAACAGCAACUGGACUGGGACGACUCAGCCCUAACCAUAACCAUCAACCCCAUGCAGAACGACAACCUCUCAGAUGAAAGUUCCGAGUCGGAAAACUCCGACUCCGAAGAUGAGGAGGUUAUCAACGGGCGUUACAAAAACGUCAGCCAGCUGGAAUGGGACAAUUCAACAAUCUAAAUGGAUACAUCAAGAAAUUUUAAAUUAUGGAAAAUUUAUUGCAUAUUUUAAAAUUAAUAAAACCAACAAAUGUGAGAACAAGCAAAAUUGCGCCAUCCACUUUCCAAUCUUGACACACAAAACACAAACAAACACACAGUGGAAAAAUACAGAUAACUUACACACCAAUACACAAAUAUCCACAUACACACCCACACAAAAAAAACACUCUAGGAUAUGCAAUAGUACGAUAUUAAGGUAAAAACCGGCGUUAGCUGGGGCAGGCAAAAAAAGAAAA